AUGGAGGACGUGGUCGGAGAGCUGAAUGAGCUUUUCGCUACCCCUGAUGGACUUCCCAAGGAUGUCCUGGCGGAGCUGCAGUCCAUUCUGCGUGUACACUCCAUCUCCCCGCAGGAGCUGUUUUACAAAUGGGAGUCUUAUUGUUUGAAGAUGGGCGCGGAGGAGACCAAAUUGAACUUGAACACGGUUCGGCUGUUCAAGCGAGAUGUACAGGAAAGUCUAGAGCGCGAAAGUCGAAGCAAGACAGGACGACAGGUGGAGAACAGAAGAAAUACGACAGCGACCCCGAGGGCUAAUACGGCCUCUGAUGUAUUUGGCAUGUUAGACGGCCUGUCUCCAAAUACACCCCAUGGUCGAAGCCCGAAUACUGCCAAUGGCUCAACGAAGCGGAAGUUCGAUUUCGCAUCGCCGUCUACGUCCAAGGUUGGAAAAGCGGCCAACCAGGAAUCCCCGAUUGGUGCCAAAACUCCCAGGAAAAUGACGAACAGCGGGACUGGAGUUGAUGGAUUACAGUCGGUCCCGUUCGCGGAACGUCAAAAUCCCGGGCAAGUUCUCGAAACCCUUAACCCUCAGUUAUCAAUGCCAGACACGCCCAUAGCGCCUUUCCCCGAAGCUCGGAUAAAGCCCACGGCGAAUACGGAUCUGAAGAAAUUCGGUUACAAACCCAUGGCAAUGCGGCAGUCGGAGGCGUCUGAGAUUCUAGACGAUCGAAUCGACGAGUUCAUGGCGUUGUUUCAGAAACAAUACGAGACUGAGAAAGUUCAGUUUGGCAGCGCGGCUAUCCAGAGCACAAGCGAAAUCGUUGCUGUUGGGCGAAUCGCAUCAGACAGCUUAGAAGGGAAGCUCAACCCGGCGUCCCUUGUGCUGGAAACCUCAAGACGAACGGGAGCCGGCUUGCGGGUUCCGUUGAAAAUCGACUCGCUACCGUCAGUCAACUUCAUCCCCGGCCAGAUUGUUGCUCUCCGAGGCAUCAAUGCCUCGGGAAGUUACUUCUCAGUCAAGGAAGUACUCUCAAUGCCGCUCCUACCCCCAGCUGCAUCGUCCGUUGUGGCGCUGGAUAACACCAACGAACGCCUCGAAGGGUUUGGACCGUCGCCACUAAAUAUCCUAAUCACUUCGGGACCAUAUACGGCGGAUGACAACCUAGAAUUUGAAGCGUUGCAUGAAAUUUGCCAGAAGGCGGCCGACCGGUACGCAGAUGGAGUCAUACUGAUGGGGCCAUUCCUGGACAUCGAACAUCCGCUGCUGGCAUCGGGGGAUUUCGAACUCCCAGAAAGUAGCGGAAUCGAUCCGGACACAGCGACUCUAACGACUGUGUUUCGGCAUUGCAUUUCGACCCCACUACAGCGUCUCACAGCGGCAGUGCCUAGCAUCACCAUUGUUCUGGUGCCGUCGGUUCGGGAUGCGGUGAGCAAACACGUCUCCUGGCCGCAGGAGCAGCUGCCGAAAAAGGAGCUCGGACUACCCAAGCAAGUGCGCAUGGUGUCUAACCCAGUCACGCUGUCCUUGAACGAAACGGUAAUUGGCAUGGGCUCGCACGAUGUGCUGUACGAACUGCGCAAGGAAGAGGUACUCCACGGACGACCCAAGGAAGGCAAUCUGCUCACGCGACUGCCGAACUAUCUUAUCGAGCAACGGCACUUUCUUCCAAUAUUCCCGCCGUCGUCGCGCGUUUCGCUCCCCAGACCGGGGACCGAGGACGGCAUAGCAACGGGGGCGAUGCUGGACGUCAGCUACAUGAAGCUGGGCGAAUGGUGGAACGUGCGGCCGGACGUGCUGAUCACACCGAGCAUGCUUCCUCCUUUUGUUGUUAAUAGCGUUCUCGUCAUCAAUCCCGGCACGCUAUCCAAGCGGCGCGCAGCGGGCACCUACGCACAGAUGGCGAUCCACCGACGCGAAAUCGACGAGGAAGAGCGCGAACAGAAACAGCUGGGACAUAAGUUGUAUGAACGGGCUCGAGUAGACAUAAUGCGGAUAUAA
Molecule: messenger RNA, 1980 nt
Organism: Aspergillus tanneri
Lineage: Eukaryota; Fungi; Ascomycota; Eurotiomycetes; Eurotiales; Aspergillaceae
Gene: POL12
Product: DNA-directed DNA polymerase alpha subunit POL12
Exons: 4
Coding region: 1-1980 (659 amino acids)
Biological process (GO): DNA replication; DNA replication initiation
Cellular component (GO): alpha DNA polymerase:primase complex
Molecular function (GO): DNA binding
Source: RefSeq, a predicted model, not a curated record